UCUCGGGAUCACGUUUCUUCAGUGAGCGUCCAGCUCUCUGACAGUGAACGGUCUUCUGUGAAAGGUGCUGGAUGUGAUGCUGAAGUAGCUGGAAGACGAUAUUUAUGAUUUACGGUUUUCUCUCUUCUCUCGGAGAGUCCGGACCACCUGUCACUUCUCUCCACUCUGAGGACAAACUGGCACAAAGAGGAGAAACGAGGCAGAGAGACGCGCGUAAUUUCUCUGUGCGCCCGUGCCGCGCCAUGCCUCUCCUCCUCCUCCUCCUCCUCCUCCUCUGACCGCCUCCUGCUUCGUCCUUCUUGGAUGAACUUUCUCGCCGCCUGCGGGGACGCGGCCGCUCGAAUUGCGAUCAUGAAGACGACGCGGAAAUGUCGCGCGCUGCUGUCGGUGGGUCUGAACCUGGUGGCCCUGUUCUUCUCCACCACCGCCUUCAUCACCACGUACUGGUGCGAGGGCACCCAGCGCGUCCCCAAGCCCAACUGCAGCAAGCAGCGACGCCACAACUGCAUCGAUUACGGCGUGAACGAGACGGACCAGAACAAGGUGCACUACAGCUGGGAGACCGGGGACGACCGCUUUCUCUUCCGCCGCUUCCACACCGGCAUCUGGUACUCCUGCGAGGAGAACAUCCAUGAGGCAGGUGAGAAGUGUCGGAGCUUCAUUGAUUUGGCCCCGGCGUCGGAGAGAGGUGUGUUGUGGUUGUCGGUGGUGUCGGAGGUGCUCUACAUCUUGCUGCUGGUGGUUGGCUUCAGUCUGAUGUGUCUCGAGCUUUUUCACUCCAGCAACGUCAUCGACGGACUCAAACUCAACGCCUUCGCCGCUGUCUUCACCGUGCUGUCCGGUCUUCUGGGUAUGGUGGCCCACAUGAUGUACACUCAGGUGUUCCAGAUCACAGUCAGUCUGGGUCCUGAAGACUGGAGGCCUCACAGCUGGGACUACGGCUGGUCCUUCUGCAUGGCCUGGGGUUCCUUCACUUGCUGCAUGGCCGCCUCCGUCACCACCCUCAACUCCUACACCAAGACGGUGAUCGAGUUCAGACACAAACGCAAGCUGUUUGAGCAGGGCCUGCGCGAGGAGCAGACCUACCUGGACCAGGAAGCUUUCCAUUACUUCCGGGACCGCUCCCUCCAGUCCAUCUCCAGCACUGUGGAGGUCUACCCCGGCCACGGUGGAACCAGAGCCGGGCUCGUUGUAGGGGGCCCGGGUCCUGGCCCAGGACCAGGUCCGGGUCCGGGUCCCGGUCCUGGACGAGGCAAGAUGAGAGCCACGCCAGCCUCCAUAGACCUGGGGGAGAACACAGACUCGCUCGGGGAGGAGCAGUGCUGAGCCAUCCACGGGAAUGGGAGGGUCAUGUGGGAUGGGGGUGUGGCCACAUGAGCCGUGAUGAGAUGAUGAGGCAAACUGCUCCUUUAGGUCUGAACCGGCCACAGGUUCUGCCACCAAACACGAAAGCACAGCAGCCCGUAUUUUCUAUUUGAAGAAGAUUAUUAACUUGGCAAGAAGAGUCGGAGGAAAUUAAUGAAGUCAGACGGCUUUGUUCUUUAUAUGUUAAAUGAAAUCAAUAUGAAGUGUGAAAAACAGACUGAGAUCUUUGACUUUGAGAGCUGGGAAUUAAGAAUCUUUGUGCACAUGUUCUCCAGCAUAUUUUAAGGUGCUAUGUGUAGUAUUUAACAUUGAUAUUAUCAAUUUUAGCUUUUGCUGGACAGCGCCCACUGUGGCCAGAAGUGGCAGUUACAAAAUAAUGUUGAAUGCUGAAGAUUAGCGUAUCAGUGGCACAGGAAGAGAACCGUUAUAAAGUCAGCAAACAGACUCACUAAUGUCAGUUCCACAGCAAUAUCUAUCUUAAGUUAGCUAACAUUAGCCACAUUUGGAUAUCUUGGAUAAGGGAGAAACCAACGAUUGCAUGCUGUUUCGUUGGAAAAACUUAAUGGGAGCUGUAGUUUUUUUGUUUGCUGACAAAUUAAUCGUCUUUUAAAAUCACGAAGGAGAUACUCAUUCAUCUUAAAUCCAAAUAUGGGUAGUAAACCACAGGAACAUGUGACACUUUUUCAGGAAGAGAGACAAAAGAAAACCUCAGUGAGAGGUUAGAGGAACAGGAGCUAGCCCAGAUUUGACAGCAGGACUUCUGCUUUCUAUACAAGUUUAUUUAAGCCAGCGUCUCGUGGCCAUUAGAAGAACUGCAGUUUAAGAUAUUUUACUGUGGUUUCACAGUCUGGAUCCAUUUAGGCUAUUAUCGCUCAUCCUUCCUCUGAUUCAGGGGUGGGGAAGCAGGGAACAAGGAAGGAGCAUGAUCUGCCUCGGGACAGGAAACUCUGACAAACACAAAAUACUACACACAGCACUUUUGAGCAGGUCGUGUUCAGGCCAUGCCCUAUUUAUGACGCUGAAUGUGAAAACUAGUGUUAAGAGUUCUAUUAAAACUACAUGUCUGUUAGCUUUUCAGCUGUGUUGAUCCUGUUGGUAAAACUGGAGCAUAAUGACAAAAUGUUUGAAUGACAACGUGCUUCUUCAGUCCUCAGCAACUUUGUGAUGGUUUUCACAUUUCAUUCUUGUUCUUGCUUCAGGACAAGAGCGAACACCUACAGAGCAAAACAAAGAUUAGUAUUUUCAACUGCUGAUAUUUUCUGUCCUCUAAUAGUGUACUUUGUGAGUGUAGGUGUGAAUACUUGCCUAUAGCCAUUUGACAACUGUAAAACAACUCCAUUUGAAAAAUGCACAUCAUGCCAGCA
Molecule: messenger RNA, 2729 nt
Organism: Siniperca chuatsi (mandarin fish)
Lineage: Eukaryota; Metazoa; Chordata; Actinopteri; Centrarchiformes; Sinipercidae
Gene: gsg1l
Product: gsg1-like
Exons: 5
Coding region: 304-1326 (340 amino acids)
Cellular component (GO): plasma membrane
Source: RefSeq, a predicted model, not a curated record